Arthroderma uncinatum is the source of this 1404-nucleotide messenger RNA. RefSeq names its product nuclear transcription factor Y subunit B-7. Gene Ontology annotation, cellular component: nucleus. Gene Ontology annotation, biological process: regulation of DNA-templated transcription. Gene Ontology annotation, molecular function: protein heterodimerization activity; peroxiredoxin activity; sequence-specific DNA binding. Bases 1 to 1404 code for a protein of 467 amino acids. Lineage: Eukaryota; Fungi; Ascomycota; Eurotiomycetes; Onygenales; Arthrodermataceae. The record is from RefSeq and is a predicted model, not a curated record. The transcript is spliced from 7 exons.
AUGUCUUCGGCCUCUCCUCCAAAGGAACCAGAGGUGGAACCAGUUACUCAGUCUGGAGACGAGGCGGAGCCCAUGGAAAGAGAACACCACGAUUUGCAAGCGCAGGGCCAGGGCGAAUUCGAGGUUAAAGAGCAGGACCGAUGGCUUCCAAUUGCGAACGUUGCCCGAAUUAUGAAAACUGCCCUGCCCGAGAACGCCAAAAUCGCAAAGGAAGCCAAAGAAUGCAUGCAAGAGUGCGUGAGCGAGUUCAUAUCGUUCAUCACCAGCGAAGCUUCAGAGAAGUGCCAGGGAGAGAAGCGCAAGACCGUCAAUGGAGAAGACAUCUUAUUCGCGAUGACGUCGCUCGGAUUCGAGAACUACGCCGAAGCCUUGAAAAUCUACCUUACGAAGUACCGGGAAACCCAAACUGCAAGGGGGGAGAACCAGAACCGACCAUCCAGCAGCGGAUAUGGCUCCGGUGGCCCAGUCGGCGGUCCCGCCCCCGUUCCCACCGGCAUGGGUGGAGCAGCAGCAGCUCAACCACCGACGGGCUUCACAGUCCCACCACCCCCAGAGACUGCCAACAACCUUCUAAAUGCGAGCCUCGAUCCGAACGAGCAGGAUGGCGCGACAUACGGAUACCCAGCCAUGAAGACGAUGGCAAGUGGUGCGGAAUUACAACAUGAGUACAUGGCAUCUGCCCAUACCCCGGGCGAGGCAGUGAGCGAGCGAUCGAGGCGAGCGAAUGUACGCGAUGCCGAUUCGGAUGUUUACCGAUCGGAAGGCGUGGACCGUAGUCUACGGGUCCAGGCCGAGAGAAUAGCAACAGCAGCGGUUACUACUCACUUCUUACCUUGUAUAUCGACGACGAUCAUGCGUAUCCCAUAUACUCCCAACCCGCCAACUACCUCCAACGACGAGGAAGCCGCCGUUCUCCAGCGCGUGCAGACACGACGAGGCGAAAAGGGCCUUCUCCCCCUCGACCUUGCCCUCCUGCACUCGUUCCCCGUCGCAGAUGGCUGGAACUCGUUCCUCGGCGCCAUCAGAACCCGCACCUCGAUCCCAGCAGAUAUCCGUGAAAUGGCGAUCUGUCGAGUUGCCGCCAUCAACCACGCCUGGUUCGAGUGGGAACAACACUACCCUCUACUGCAGGCUGCAGGCGUAUCCGACGAGGCCCUCGAGCUGAUCAAACAGGACCAGUGCGACGAGACGGCGUUGGCAUCGUUGCUGACACAGGAGCAGAUGGCAGUGUACCUGUAUUCGAGCGCCAUGACGAGGACGGUGAAGGUUCCUGAGGAAGUGUUCGAUCAGCUCAGGUCACUCUUUGACGAGAAGGAAGUGGUAGAGAUCACGGCCACGACGGCAGCGUAUAACUGCGUGAGCCGGUUCCUGGUCGCGCUGAACGUUGGAGAGAUGAAUGAAUAG